Molecule: messenger RNA, 3411 nt
Organism: Sphenostylis stenocarpa
Lineage: Eukaryota; Viridiplantae; Streptophyta; Magnoliopsida; Fabales; Fabaceae
Source: the annotation of a GenBank genome assembly
AUGGCCAGUUACUUUCUGAAAAUAUUGCUGGUAGUAUUUGUGUGCUUUGUGCAUACCAAUGUUUCCAUUCUGGGAUUCAACUCGCCAUCACAGACUUCACAUGUCAAAUGCUUAGAGAGGGAGAGACAAGCACUCCUCAGCUUCAAACAAAGUAUUCAAGAUUACCAUGGCAUGCUGUCUACGUGGAGGAACGAUGACAAUAGAAGUGAUUGCUGCAAAUGGGAAGGUAUUGAAUGCAACAAUGAAACUGGUCACAUAGUGAAGCUUGAUCUUCAUGGCUCAGAAUCACACCUUUUGGCUGGUCUAAUCAAUAUCACUUCAUUGCUUGACUUGCAAAAAUUGGAAUAUUUGGAUCUCAGUUUUAGUGAUUCUCUCGGUGGAACUCAAAUUCCAAAAUCCAUCGGCUCCUUUCAAAGCUUAAGAUAUCUCAAUCUUUCAUACUCAAGUUUCACAGGAAAAAUUCCUUUUGAACUGGGAAAUCUCGCGUUGUUAGAGUAUCUUGAUCUUCAAGCAACUUAUCUUCAUGGAGCAAUCCCUUCUGAACUAGGGAAGCUUCCAAGUUUACGAUAUCUAGAUCUAAGUAACAAUAUUGAUAAUAUCUAUGGAGAAGUUCCUUGUCAACUUGGAAAUCUCUUACAUUUGAGGUAUCUUGAUCUUUCAGGAAAUUCCCUUUCUGGUUCAAUUCCCUCCCAACUUGGAAGUCUGUCACACUUGAGAUAUCUUGAUCUAGGAAAUUCACUUUCUGGAACACUCCCUUUCCAGGUUGGAAAUCUUCCUCUCUUGAAUUCUCUUAGACUUGGUGGCAAUUUGGAUCUUACAAUUAAUGAUGCAAAGUGGUUAUCUUCUCUCUCUUCAUUAAAAACUCUUGUCCUCGAUUCAUUUCCUAACCUUGGCUUCUCUCGUCAUUUGCUCCAAAUGAUCAGUCCGCUAAUCCAAAACUUAAGAGAGUUGAGUCUAGUCGACUGUCGUCUUUCGGAUGAUCAUAUUUCAUCUCUGUUUCCUUCUCAUUCCAACAUUUCCACUUCUCUUUCCAUCCUUCAUCUCUCUUACAAUAUGCUGACAUCAUCAACAUUUCAAUUGUUGUCCAACUACAGCCUUAAUCUCCAGGAGCUUUAUCUUUCUGCUAAUAACAUUGUCUUGUCGUCUCCUCACUAUCCAAACUUUCCUUCUCUUGUGAUCCUUGAUCUCUCUAAUAAUAACCUCAGUCUGACAUCACCAAUAUUUCAAGGAAAUUUCAAUUUCAGCAGAAAACUACAAGAACUUUAUCUAGGCAAUUGUAAUCUUACCGAUGAAAAUUUUCUUGUGCCAACCGUUUCAAUUAAGGAUUCUACAUCUUUACUUGUCACCCUUGGUCUCUCCGGAAAUAUACUGAAAUCAUCGGCUGUAUUUCACUGGGUUUACAACUUCACCACCAAUCUUCAAAACCUUAUCCUCUACGACAACUUGUUAGAAGUUCUCAUUCCCGAUGGAUUUGGGAAAAUAAUGAACUCUCUCAAAGUUCUUCAACUUGGAUCUAACAAACUGCAAGGCGAGAUUCCGGCUUCCCUUGGGAACAUAUGCACAUUGCAGGAAUUACACCUUAGCCAUAACAACCUGAGUGGGGAAAUUUCUAGCUUUAUUCAGAAUUCUUCAUGUUUUACAUCUCUGAGCAUAUUAGAUCUUUCCAAUAAUCAGUUAACCGGAGAAAUACCAAAAAGCAUCGGGUUGCUUUAUGGGUUGCGGUCUCUUCACCUUGAGGAGAAUUACUUGGAGGGUGAUAUCAAUCAAAUGCAUCUCACAUACUUGUCUAAAUUGAUAGACUUGGACUUAACCGACAAUUCCUUAGCUCUAAACUUUGAUUCUACCUGGAUUCCACCCUUCCAACUAUUUAAUUUGGGGCUAGCUUCUUGCAAAUUGGGUCCUAACUUCCCAAGCUGGCUUCAGUCUCAAAUUCGCCUAAGCUUCCUGGAUAUUUCUGAUGCGGGGAUUCAUGACUUAGUACCAGAUUGGUUUUGGAACAAGUUACAGUCUAUAAGUGAGAUGAAUAUGUCUUACAACAGUCUCAAAGGUCAAAUUCCAAAUUUACCGAUCAGUUUUGUCGAUGAUGAUCCAGUGGUAAUAAUUCUAAAUUCAAAUCACCUUGAAGGUGCUAUUCCUACAUUUUUGUCACAAGCUGGAACAUUGGAUCUGUCAGAAAAUAAUAUUUCAGAUAUAAAUACAUUCUUGUGUGCAAGUAGAACAACAAAAAACAUGCACACUUUGGAUGUUUCAAAUAAUCAAAUAAUGGGACAACUUCCGGACUGUUGGGAACAUCUAAGUUCACUAAAAUUUCUUGAUCUAAGAAAUAAUAAAUUAUCUGGGAAGAUUCCACAGUCCAUGGGUAAUCUUGAUAAGUUGCAAGUUUUGGCAUUAAGAAACAACAAAUUUAUUGGAGAACUGCCACAAACAUUGAUGAACUGCUCUAGUUUAGCUUUAUUAGACGUGAGUGAAAAUUUAUUGUCUGGUUCAGUACCCUCAUGGAUUGGGGAAAGUGUGCAACAAUUGAAAAUCUUGAGCUUGCGACGAAAUCUCUUCUUUGGAAGUGUUCCUGUACAACUCUGCUCUUUGAGCCAAAUUCAAGUCUUGGAUCUCUCAAGGAAUAAGUUGUCAGGAGAAAUUCCAACAUGUCUGAGAAAUUUUACUACAUUGAUGGAAAUGAGCGUCAUUCCUAGGGAAAUUGUAAGGGAACGAAAAAUUUCAUCUCUAGAGUCUUAUGCUGAUAUUUAUGACUCUUACUUGCUAAUGACUUGGAAAGGUCAUGAUUAUGAGUUUUGGAAUCCAGAGGGUCUUCUAAAAAGCAUCGACCUUUCAAGUAAUGAUUUAACAGGUAAAGUACCCAAAGAGAUUGGAUAUUUACUUGGAUUGGUUUCUUUGAAUUUAUCAAGAAACAACUUUCAUGGAGAAAUUCCUUCUGAGAUUGGCAAUUUAAGUCUGCUAGAAUUCCUGGACUUAUCAAGAAAUGAUUUCUCUGGCAAUAUUCCUUAUACUCUUUCCAACAUUGAUCCUCUUGGAGUGUUAGACCUAUCAAACAAUAAUCUCAGCGGAAGAAUUCCUGGGGGAAGACAUUUGCAAACCUUUGAUGCCUCUAGUUUUGAAGGAAAUAUUGAUCUUUGCGGCGAGCAACUUAACAAAAGUUGUACAGGAGAUGAGAGAACAGUACAACCUGAAGGAGUAGCAAUGGAUGGAGAAAAUGGGAAUUUAGGUUUCUAUGGAGCACUAUACAUGAUCUUGGGACUAGGAUUCUUUACAGGCUUUUGGGGUUUACUAGGGCCAAUUCUACUUUGUCGAGCGUGGAGAUUUGCCUACGUCAAAUUCUUGGACAGAGUGGUGGACUAUAUUCUUGUAAUGGUUGAAGUGAACGUUGGCAAGUUUCAUCGGUGGCUCAAAGCCUAG